Molecule: messenger RNA, 2039 nt
Organism: Aspergillus eucalypticola CBS 122712
Lineage: Eukaryota; Fungi; Ascomycota; Eurotiomycetes; Eurotiales; Aspergillaceae
Exons: 2
Coding region: 102-2039 (645 amino acids)
Source: RefSeq, a predicted model, not a curated record
GUGGAGGAAAUUGACACUAUUUAGACCAGGGUCACAAGGCUCAUGUCUCCUGCGAGCGAGACCACAACGCACUGAUUUUCCCAGCGUAGAACCCUUCAGUAAUGGCGACUCUUACCAAUGACGGGGAGGGUCCGCUUCAAGUGCCUGGGUUCGGCUCCAUUCCCUUGGAUUUUCAGCUCCCGCCAGAGGCUCGCUUUGCGCAUGGGUUGUUGGACUACCGCCACACGCCUCGGUUGACCAAGCGGGAGAUGGCGAUGCUUCGUCUCAUGCAACAGGUCACGGAGAAACCUGGAUGGGAUGCCGCCGUACUGGAUUCAAAUGAGAUGCAGAUCGCGCAAUGGUACCGCGAGGCCACAGAAGGACCGGACGGUCACUUGAUCAGCACCGCUGCAUGGGAAUGGUGCCUGGCGGAACUGCGCGAUAAAGCCAGAACGUGGCGAGAAACAGGCCGCCUCCUGGUCUUUGACAGUUCCUCGGCUUCUCGAGUCCUGGUUCAUGAGGGACGGACCUCCCUUGACAAUUAUCUCUGGGGUUCGGCCGAAGAACCCGCUGGAGAGCUACCCCCUCAUCCCUUGGGUCUUCCCCAAGACCGGCCCCAUCAUUUGGAUCGCAGGCCUGGUCAGGGAGGACCGGAGAGCUGCUGGUGGAACCGCUUCCAAUGGCUUCCUUGUGAGGUGAAGUUCAAUAACACUGACCCCCUGGAUGUUCGCAUUACUUCAUACGUUAAUAACCUUCACCCGGGAAAACACCAGAAACUGUAUAGGUACCUUGAGCUCCUCAUAGCAAGCUCCGUUUCUUCCUGGAAUGAGAUCUUAUUUUACGGCAAUACCCGUGGCUGUCGGCCACCACGUAUCCUGACAUAUGGAUGCGAGGUUCAUAACUAUAAAGAAGAGCCCAAAUUGUUCGAUGCUCUGCAUUAUGGGCCCCGCUGGCAGCUACAGUGUGACACCUACGAAGAGUGGGAAAUACUGCGCAACACAGCUCGUGAGUACAUUGAAGGCCCUGAACCACUCAAAUGGAAGCGGGUGGAGCCCUUGCCUGACAAGCCCGCCAAUUUGAUGGAUCUGCUCUCUCCCGAUCAAUGGGAUGUUCCUACCCACGUUUGUCAGGUCGCUAAAUUCAAACGCACUCGUCGAGCUUGGUUCAAUCACCCAGAACCCGGUGUCUCGUUCUCGUACCAACAGUGGAAGCGGGGUGAUUUUACAGGACGUGCAAUCCACGCGCAGGGAAUCAGCAAAUACCCGGAUCCGCUACACCAUGACCGCAAGCUUAGUCAAUUAGAGAAGCAAUUUCAAGAUAAGGGUCUCCAGGUUGUAGUGGAAAUUACCCGCAUCGAAAUACACCCCGACAAUCCCAUCUAUAACAGGGAGAGGCAUUUCCACACCGAGGGGCUCCGCAACGACCGGAUAGCAGCCACCAGUCUGUAUGUUGUGGAGUGCAAGAAUCUCACCCAAGUCCGCUUGGCGUUUGAGCACGAAGACAAAAUCCACGCCUCAGAGCUCCAGUGUCAGGUGCCUAAAGCACUUGUCGCAGUUUAUGAUGUAAAUUUCCCGGAGCGGUACGAGGAGGAGGCCCCUUGGGCACUGCACACUUUCGGGUCGGUCCCGCUCACAGAGGGCCAUCUUCUCAGCUGGCCCAAUACCUAUCGAUCAAAGCUGGAGUCCUUCCGCUCAGUGGACCCCAGACAGCCGGGGAAUCUAACCCUGAUCAAGCUUCGACUCGUCGAUCCCCAUUAUCGUACCUGUUCAACGCAGAAUGUUCCUCCGCAGCAACAUAUGUGGUGGGCUGCUGCAGCCCGACAGGCAGCUCGGCUCGAUCAACACCUACCUCUGGAGCUGGUGUGGUCUGUAAUGGAUCAAGUGAAAGACUGGCCAAUGUCCGCAGAAGAGGCCGAAGAGCUACGCAUAAAAUUGCUACUUGAGCAUGAACGCGUGCGGCGGGUCAUUGAUUCGUGCGUGGGACACCAUCUCGCUUACGAUGGAGAGAGAUCACGAUAUUUAAGCAAUCUAGUGUCCGAGGCCGGUUAUAAGUCCCCUUAG